AUGAGCGAGGUGGAUGGGCUGCGGCGGAGGCGGCCCCUGCGGCCGCUCAUUGUCACAGACGAUGUCCAAGUCCCCGAGGCCAAGCACGGCAGCACCUUCAGUGACCGAGUCUUCCAAAUGACUUUCUUCAUGCUUACUGUUUCCUUCACCAUUCCCUUGCUUGGUGCCAUGGUGCUGCUGGAAUCUCCCAUAGACCCACAACCUCUCAGCUUCAGAGAACCUCCUGUAUUGCUUGGUGUUCUACAUCCAAAUACAAAAUUGCGACAGGCCAAAAGGCUGUUUGAAAAUCAUCUUAUUGGCCCAGAGUCCAUAGCACAUAUUGGAGAUGCCAUGUUUACUGGCACAGCAGAUGGACGAGUUGUGAAACUUGAAAAUGGUGAGGUAGAAACGAUUGCCCGAUUUGGUGACAGCUCGUGCAAAACCCUAGAGGAUGAGCCUGCUUGUGGGAGACCGUUGGGCAUCCGGGCAGGACCCAACAGAACCCUUUUUGUGGCUGAUGCCUACAAGGGACUCUUUGAAGUAAAUCCCUGGAAUCGUGAAGUGAAACUACUCUUGUCUUCUGAAACACCAAUUGAUGGAAAGAAAAUGUCCUUUGUAAAUGAUCUCACAGUAACUCAGGAUGGGAGGAAGAUUUAUUUUACAGAUUCUAGCAGCAAGUGGCAAAGAAGAGAUUUUCUGCUUUUGAUUAUGGAGGGAACGGAUGAUGGACGCCUACUAGAGUUUGAUACUGAAACUAAGGAAGUGAAAGUCUUGAUGGAACAGUUGAGAUUCCCUAAUGGAAUACAGCUUUCUCCAGCAGAGGACUUUGUCCUAGUGGCAGAAACGACAAUGGCAAGGAUCAGAAGAUUCUACGUGUCUGGACUGAUGAAAGGAGGGGCAGAUAUCUUCUCAGAGAACCUUCCUGGAUUUCCAGACAAUAUCCGACCCAGCAGCUCUGGAGGAUACUGGGUUGGCAUGUCAACAAUCCGCUCUAACCCUGGCUUUUCCAUGUUGGAUUUCUUAUCAGAGAGACCCUGGAUUAAGAAAGUAAUUUUUAAGCUCUUCAGUCAGGAGAUGAUCAUGAAGUUUGUGCCACAGUACAGUCUUGUCUUGGAGCUCAAUGACAGUGGGGUCUUCCGAAGAAGCCUGCAUGACCCCAGUGGCCUAGUGGCCACUUAUGUCAGCGAGGCAGAGGAGCAUGAUGGACACCUGUACCUGGGCUCCUUCAGGUCCCCUUUCCUCUGCCAGCUCAGCCUUGAGUCUCUGUGA
Messenger RNA from Elephantulus edwardii (Cape elephant shrew), 1248 nucleotides. RefSeq names its product adipocyte plasma membrane associated protein (gene APMAP). The record is from RefSeq and is a predicted model, not a curated record. The transcript is spliced from 9 exons. Gene Ontology annotation, molecular function: strictosidine synthase activity. Gene Ontology annotation, biological process: biosynthetic process. NCBI's taxonomy places the organism in Eukaryota, Metazoa, Chordata, Mammalia, Macroscelidea, Macroscelididae. Bases 1 to 1248 code for a protein of 415 amino acids.